Ornithodoros turicata is the source of this 1634-nucleotide messenger RNA. It is a transcript of the gene PCNA, whose product is annotated as proliferating cell nuclear antigen-like. Lineage: Eukaryota; Metazoa; Arthropoda; Arachnida; Ixodida; Argasidae. The transcript is spliced from 6 exons. Gene Ontology annotation, cellular component: PCNA complex. Bases 434 to 1219 code for a protein of 261 amino acids. The record is from RefSeq and is a predicted model, not a curated record. Gene Ontology annotation, biological process: mismatch repair; translesion synthesis; regulation of DNA replication. Gene Ontology annotation, molecular function: DNA polymerase processivity factor activity; DNA binding.
AAAGGGAAGCUCUACACUACUGUGCACGUAGGGGGAUUUAUAUUACUAAUAUCAGCGUACGUUUCGAGAUUGAGCUCAUUGGCGGCUAUGGUUACGGCUACGGCUUUGGCUGGCUGCCGUGGCUUUGCUUGCACGUUGGGCCGGCUAUAGAUAUCCGUAUUAUUGCAAAAAAUAAGACGUAAUUUCGCUCUAGGUAGAACGUAUAUAAGGCUCCAAAGGUUAAAUCAUGUAAAUAUGGGAUGUAAAAUACACUUUUUUUGCGAUAUUAUUGCCGUUACGAAAAUUCAGAUAAGCAUUGUUCAGCGUCCAAUCAGAAGACACCAAGGAUUUGGCGCGCUUUGGACAUUGGCGGCAAGAGACGUGCAAGUGUGACGGUCUCCCUCAGAUUUCUAAGUGGCUUCGUUUUAGUUAUAAUUUAUAGUGAUUUUUUACGAUGUUCGAAGCGAGGUUAGUUAAGGGAGCCCUUCUCAAGAAGGUUCUCGAGGCAGUCAAGGACCUGAUUAACGAAGGAACAUGGGACUGCUCGGCGACAGGCAUCAGCUUGCAAGCCAUGGACAACUCUCACGUCAGCUUGGUUUCUUUGAACCUCAGAAGCGACGGCUUCGACAAAUUUCGUUGCGACCGAAACCUCUCCAUGGGAAUGAACCUCACCAGCAUGUCGAAGAUAAUGAAAUGUGCCACGAACGACGAUAUUAUCACAAUAAAAGCCCAGGAUGAUGCCGAUACAGUAACAUUCGUGUUCGAAGCGCCCAACCAAGAGAAGGUCUCGGACUACGAGAUGAAAUUGAUGAACAUCGACACGGAGCACCUGGGCAUCCCUGAAACGGACUACAGCGUGGUCGUGAAGAUGCCGUCUGGUGAGUUCCAGCGCAUCUGUAGGGACCUGAGCCAGAUCGGAGACUCCGUCCGCAUCACAUGCACCAAAGAAGGGGUUAAGUUCUCCACCACCGGUGACCUGGGCACAGGCAACGUGAAGCUGUCUCAGACGGCGAAUGUUGACAAAGAAGAAGAGGCUGUCAUCAUUGAGAUGCAGGAAGCAGUCUCCCUGACUUUUGCGUUGCGCUAUCUUAACUCUUUCACGAAAGCCUCUCCACUUUGCGAGCAGGUGCAGCUCUCCAUGUCUGCCGACGUUCCCUUGGUUGUGGAGUACAAGAUAGACGACAUGGGCUACGUGCGCUACUACUUGGCUCCGAAGAUCGAGGACUCUGAGGACAGUUGAUCUGGAGGGAACAGGCACGUGUACAGACAAACAAGCUGCUUUUACAUAAUGUCCUCGUAUUCAUUUUUUUUUUUUUUUUUGCAUUGUUAUACUGUGUCACUUUGAGAUAUUUUCUUCUUUCAAAGUUGCUUCGAAAUAGAUCUUGAGUGUCAAAAAAAAAAAAAAGAGUCUGGGUCGGGUCAGUCUCUACAAACCCAGCACAGUGGAUGAACAUGUUCACAGCCAUGUUCACAGAGUAACUAAGUUGCAGUUGCAGCUGGCUUGUGGAAAUGGUAACUAAGUUAGUUAGUUACUUUUCAGAAUAUACCUAGUUACAACAGCUGUUACCACAUAAAGGAACUUAGUUGUUUACUAUUUAAGAGACAAGUAAGUCUUAACUCUAAAAUAAAAAUGAUGCACGUAGUUUUCAAUUGCA